AUGGUUGUCUUACUCUUUGUGGGAGUUUUAAUAUGGUAUUCAGGAUCAACCGCAUUUUCUUUAUACCUGCAAGAUUUCUUAUACUCUGUACAAAAUAACUACAAAAGUAUCAGCAUUUUUAAAACCAUAUGCAUAGCCACGUUCAUUCAAUCAUCCUCUUGCUGGGUGGGAGCAAUAGUAUUCUAUACAAUUGCACGUACGUGGGCUACUAAAUCAAAGCUUCUAUUAUCGAUUUUCGCUCCUGAUAAUGUGAUUGCGUCAUCCAAUGAUAUCGAAAAUGCUCAUACAACAAAAUACUUUUUCAUUGCUGCUGGCAUUCUACACGCAAGCGGAGUACUGGUGAUGAAUUUAACGCUGGCAUUGUCAAAUAUCCCAUGUGUUCAUACAAUUCGGUGCUUAGAACCUUUAUUGGCUGGUUUAUUCGUGCAUUUUACACAGGUUUCUAGUACUCUUAACCAAAGUAGCAAUGGUACGAUAGUUAAUAACACGCAAUAUUGGAUAUCGAUCCUAGUAAUGCUAUUCGGCGUUGCAUUAGCAACAUUCCGGGGUGGACAAUGCACUUCAUUGGGAUUUACGAUAUCACUCGGAAUGAUAACAAAUAUACUAAUGAUUACUCGUAAUGUAUGUAUUCAACGUAUUAGUAGACAAUAUGACUCCUUGUUGGCACAAUGUGUAGUGUAUACAAUUAGCACAGUCGUCACAAUUUUUAUUUUACUGACGAGCAACAUUUUCAACUUUCCAUUCAAGCAAUAUGUAUUUGUAUUAUGCUUAAUAGGAAUUUUCAGUUUCAUUUAUCACAGCACAUCAAUAGUUAUAUGCUCUAUGGUAACACUAGUAGCACACAGUUUGUUGAUGAUUUUCAAAAGAUUGAUAUUAAUCGUAGUAGCUGCAAUUUAUUUUCGUUCACGUCUCAACUCACCAAUGAUCGUUGGAAGUUUAAUUGCUGCCUUUGGACUAAUACUUUAUAAAGUCGAUAAGGAGACAUUAAAAAAAACAUUAUAUCGGACUCGACAAUUUAGUAUCGGUGUUGUUUUCAUCCUUUUGAUACUUUGCACAGGAGCACUGGUAUCACGAGUAUUUAAUUUUGGAAGUGCCAAAAAUGCUUUCUCAUUGAGAAGCAGUCCGAUGAGGACAAACUUUUCACUUUUCUACUGGAAAAUGAGUGGUGCAAACGAGAAUUUCGGCGAUAAAUUGUCUCAUAUACUUCUAAUGUCUAUUGUCGGACCUAAUCUCUCACUCAUUACAGCGGAAGAGCAGAGCGCAUAUUGUAAAACACCAAAACUAUUGGCAAUAGGUAGUAUAUUUCAAUUUUCGUGUGAAAAUGAUGUGAUAUGGGGUUCAGGUGUCCUGGAUUCCGCCACGUUUCCAAGUAAAUCAUAUUCAAAAAUCAUGCGAACACUUGAUAUCAGAGCAGUUCGUGGGCCAAGAACGAGACAAUUUCUCAUGUCUACUUUCAAUAUUUCGGUGCCUGAAGUAUAUGGCGAUCCAGCCUUACUUUUACCGUACUAUUUAACAGGAUAUAAAAAAGCGUCGAUACCUACUAUUUUGAGACUCCUCAUAUUACACUUUAGAGACGACACAAGAGGACCCAGUAUUGCUGGAAAUACGCCAAUCGUAACUAUCAAUGCCUGCCUUCCAUGGGAUCAAAUAAUCAACUUAAUUCUUCAGAGUGAGCUCGUAAUAUCAACGUCAUUGCAUGGAAUUAUUGCAGCUGAAGCAUUCGGCGUACCGGCUAGAGUCUUAGUAUCACCUCAUGUUGAAUUAUUUAAAUUCCAUGACUAUUUUGAAGGCACACAAAGAAAACUUCGAUAUGCAAACAACUUGAGCGAAGCGAUCCAAAUGGGUGGUGAAAUCCCAAUGAAACUUGAUUUGACAAAACUACGAAAUGCAUUUCCUAUGGAUAAAUUUGAAGCUAAAUCGUAA
Molecule: messenger RNA, 1923 nt
Organism: Rotaria socialis
Lineage: Eukaryota; Metazoa; Rotifera; Eurotatoria; Philodinida; Philodinidae
Source: the annotation of a GenBank genome assembly